UUUUGCAUUUGCUUAUCUUUUGUUAUGUUUUAUGAAGUUCAGAAGAAGAGAAAAGGAAGUGACCCUGCAGAGAAUUCCAAGUACCAUCUUUUUUUGAAAAUUCAGGGGAGUGAUUGAUGCUACAACAAUGUUAAUAAUGAUGUAUGAAGAACAGUAAGGUGGUCAAUAUCAUAUGUAGGUGAAAAUUCAUAUCCUUGAUGCUAGCUUCUUGGUGUAUGACAGAGUUCUUCAAAAAAUAUUUUUACAGUGACUUUAAAAGAAUGGUCACUUUUGGUUUGUAAAAAAGACCAUGAAAACAAUGAGGGGGAAUGUUACUCAAAUGUUGGUAUCCAAAUUUCCUUUAUUGUUUGUUGAUAGGUAUCGGCAUGCACAUACGAGGCUGUCUACAAAAAGAAAGAUUUGAAGUUUAACCAUACAGCCAAUUACCUAUGCAAAUUUUUAAAAUAAUCAUUGACAUCAAACAACGUAAUUUACUGGACCAGCCAGCAAGUCCACGCAUUUUGCAUGUCUCGCUUAUUCAAGAAGAGCGAAACAAUUUUAAGUACAACAGGAGUGAUUAGAUAGAAAAGUUGAUUUCAAAAAGUUGGGAGCGUAUAUUUGAUAGCUAUGGCAGUUUUUAUGGUACCUGCUUCUCGGACUAAUUGAUGAACCGGCAAAACAAGAUUGUUGUGUUAUGACACACCUCGUCUAGAGUUGCUGUAGUUGCACAUGAGUUCGCUUUCACGCGGUGGUGUAAACAUGGUUGUUCUUCAAAACUUCAUCAAUGGAAAGUUCGUAGAUGCCAAUGAUUUCAUUGAUAGCUUUGAGCCCUCAACAGGGGAAGUGUAUGCUAAAGUUCCUGCAAGUGGGCCAAAAGAUGUCGAGCUUGCUAUCCAAGCUGCAGAGAAUGCUAAAGAUGGGUGGGCAAAGUGCUCAAGAGCUAAAAGGUCAUUUAUCAUGAUGAAAAUUGCUGAUUUACUGGAGGCAAGGCUUGAAGAAUUUGCAAAAGCAGAAUCACGUGAUCAAGGCAAGCCUGUGUGGUUAGCAAAGACAGUUGACAUUCCUAGAGCUGUCCACAACUUUAGAUUUUUCUCUUCUGCUGUUCUCCAUUUUGGCAAUGAAUCCUCAACUCAGAGUCAUUUAGGGGCUUUGAACUAUACUGUGCGCAGUCCUGUGGGAGUGGUUGGUCAGAUAACACCUUGGAAUCUUCCACUCUACUUGUUGACAUUUAAGAUUGCUCCUGCCAUUGCAGCUGGAAAUUGCAUUGUUUGCAAACCAAGUGAAUUCACUUCUGUCACUGCCUGGAUGCUAUGUGGAAUUUUCAAUGAUGCAGGUCUUCCACCUGGUGUUGUGAACAUGGUGUUUGGUAAUGGAAAGGACACUGGAGCUGAACUGGUGUUGAACCCUGCAGUGAGAGCCAUUUCUUUUACGGGAUCAACACUGGUUGGACACUAUAUACAAGAAAAAGCAGCACCACUAUGCAAAAAAUUAUCUCUUGAGCUUGGAGGCAAAAAUGCAGCAAUUGUGUUUGAUGAUGCUAAUAUUGAGAAAGCCGUCUCAACAUGCAUAAGGUCUGCCUUUUCAAAUCAAGGAGAAAUCUGCCUUUGUACCAGCCGUAUCUUUGUGCAGAAUAAAAUUUAUGAUGAAUUCACAAAUCGUUUCGUUGAACAAACAAGAAAAAUCAAAGUUGGCCCCCCAGAGGAUGACAGCAGUUUUAUGGGAGCACUAGUAAGCAAGCAGCAUUAUGAAAAGGUGAAAUAUUUCAUAAGUCUUGCAGAGGAGGAGGGAGGCAAAAUUCUUUGUGGAGAGGGCAAAGAUGAGCCGCUAGACCUACCUGAGAAAAACAAAAACGGCUAUUUUGUACGUCCCACUGUAGUUGUUGGUCUUGCAGACAACACGAAAUGCAUGCAGGAAGAAGUUUUUGGCCCAUUUGUUUGUAUUGCGCCUUUUGAUACUGAAGAAGAGGCCGUUAGACGGGCAAAUGGGGUGAAUUACGGAUUGUGUGCAACUGUUUGGAGUGAAAAUGGAUCAAGAAUUCAUCGCGUGGCACCAAAACUCGAGGCCGGUACAAUUUGGUGCAAUUGCUGGCUGAUUCGAGACUUGAAUAUGCCUUUUGGUGGCUACAAGCAGUCUGGUCUAGGGAGAGAAGGAUACAAAGAUUCCUUGGAAUUUUACACCGAAGUGAAAACAAUCUGCGUCAAGAUAGAUGAAGGAAGUUAAGCACGAAGAUUCAUACCAGAGUGCAAAGUAUUUUUUGUGCGCGGGGAAUUAUUUUCUGUCGCUUACGCUUGCGCGGGAACAAAUCAUUUUGCAAAAUGACAGGUUAAAAGCUGCGGGAUUUCAUUUUUAAAUAGCACUUUUACGGCUCGAAAUUAAGCUAUGCGCGGAAUUCACACGAAAGUCCAUGUUCCAACUGCUCGGAUUAAUCUAAAUUUGUAAAAAUGCGCGGACGGGAUUUGAGCAAAAAGUUAUUGCCCAAAAGUUAUUUUUCGUUCCCCGCGCAUACCCAAACUUUGCAGUCUGGGAUUCAUAUCUAUUUUGUUUUUUUAUUUUUAGAAUUUAAUUUCAAAUUGGUUUGUUCCUAGAGUCUUACAAGUCAGAUGGCAUGUCUUUUAUCUCUCGGCCAAUUACAGAAAAACCUGUAAAUUUGCGCACCCUGUUCUGGGGGAAAACUAGAAAAUUACGACUGCGUUGAUGUCAAUUUAUGCGAAUGCCAAUCAAUGGGUGAAAAAUAGGGAGGUAUUAGAAAUUUGUGAGUGACAUUGCGAAUUGUUCGCAUUUGGAAGCGGACAUGGAAAGUUUAUACUUUGGUAGGAAAGUCAAUUUACACCUUGUUUUGGGAUAAAGUUAGCAUAAACGAUUCAAAACAUGCUUCCUACCAAGUAUUUCUUGAUUGGGUGUGAGGAAUGAAAAUUCCACUGAAUAAUUCGACUACUUGACUACGUAUGUAUCUUUUUAAGAUCUGGUUCUUGUUCCUAGCCUGUGUUUUAAACUAUUUUUUAGGCCCCAGGCCACUAGUUUUUUGUUAAUUUAUAAUUGCACGUUUGUCUUUUUUGUCGUUUAUUUUAGGGCAUGUUUAAUUGUAUUUAGAUAUUUUACAUAAGCGUCGUGGAUUUUUGUCUGCUUAAAUUCGUGUUCCCUAAAUUCCUAGAUUUUUAGGCAAAGUUUAAUACCCAGUUUUAUUUACAAUGCUCUGUGUUGUUUGCAAUAUUUUCAGUGUAGUAUUUAUGCAAUGAAUGAGUAUUUUUGUGUAUAAUGCGGUUAGGCAGUUAAA
This is a messenger RNA of Rhopilema esculentum, 3253 nucleotides long. Its product is annotated as 2-aminomuconic semialdehyde dehydrogenase. Gene Ontology annotation, molecular function: oxidoreductase activity, acting on the aldehyde or oxo group of donors, NAD or NADP as acceptor. The record is from RefSeq and is a predicted model, not a curated record. Lineage: Eukaryota; Metazoa; Cnidaria; Scyphozoa; Rhizostomeae; Rhizostomatidae.